UCUGUUCGAGAAGUCACAGGCUAUGUGUUAGUGGCUCUUAAUCAGUUUCGUUACCUGCCUCUGGAGAAUUUACGCAUUAUUCGUGGAACGAAACUUUAUGAGGAUCGAUAUGCCUUGGCAAUAUUUUUAAACUACAGAAAAGAUGGAAACUUUGGACUUCAAGAACUUGGAUUAAAGAACUUGACAGAAAUCCUAAAUGGUGGAGUCUAUGUAGACCAGAACAAAUUCCUUUGUUAUGCGGACACCAUUCAUUGGCAAGAUAUUGUUCGGAACCCAUGGCCUUCCAACUUGACUCUUGUGUCAACAAAUGGUAGUUCAGGAUGUGGACGUUGCCAUAAGUCCUGUACUGGCCGUUGCUGGGGACCCACGGAAAAUCAUUGCCAGACUUUGACAAGGACGGUGUGUGCAGAACAAUGUGACGGCAGAUGCUACGGGCCUUACGUCAGUGACUGCUGCCAUCGAGAAUGUGCUGGAGGCUGCUCAGGACCUAAGGACACAGACUGCUUUGCCUGCAUGAAUUUCAAUGACAGUGGAGCAUGUGUUACUCAGUGUCCCCAAACCUUUGUCUACAAUCCAACCACUUUUCAACUGGAGCACAAUUUCAAUGCGAAGUACACAUAUGGAGCAUUCUGUGUCAAGAAAUGUCCACAUAACUUUGUGGUAGAUUCCAGUUCUUGUGUGCGUGCCUGCCCUAGUUCCAAGAUGGAAGUAGAAGAAAAUGGGAUUAAAAUGUGUAAACCUUGCACUGACAUUUGCCCAAAAGCUUGUGAUGGCAUUGGCACAGGAUCAUUGAUGUCAGCUCAGACUGUGGAUUCCAGUAACAUUGACAAAUUCAUAAACUGUACCAAGAUCAAUGGGAAUUUGAUCUUUCUAGUCACUGGUAUUCACGGGGACCCUUACAAUGCAAUUGAAGCCAUAGACCCAGAGAAACUGAAUGUCUUUCGGACAGUCAGAGAGAUAACAGGUUUCCUGAACAUACAGUCAUGGCCGCCAAACAUGACUGAUUUCAGUGUUUUUUCUAACCUAGUGACCAUUGGUGGAAGAGUACUCUAUAGUGGCCUCUCCUUGCUUAUCCUCAAGCAACAGGGCAUCACCUCUCUACAGUUCCAGUCCCUGAAGGAAAUCAGCGCAGGAAACAUCUAUAUUACUGACAACAGCAACUUGUGUUAUUAUCAUACCAUUAACUGGACAACACUCUUCAGCACAAUCAACCAAAGAAUAGUAAUCCGGGACAAUAGAAAAGCUGAAAACUGUACUGCUGAAGGAAUGGUGUGCAACCAUCUGUGUUCCAGUGAUGGCUGUUGGGGACCUGGGCCAGACCAAUGUCUGUCGUGUCGCCGCUUCAGUAGAGGAAGGAUCUGCAUAGAGUCUUGUAACCUCUAUGAUGGUGAAUUUCGGGAGUUUGAGAACGGCUCCAUCUGUGUGGAGUGUGACCCUCAGUGUGAGAAGAUGGAAGAUGGUCUCCUCACAUGCCAUGGACCGGGUCCUGACAACUGUACAAAGUGCUCCCAUUUUAAAGAUGGCCCAAACUGUGUGGAAAAAUGUCCAGAUGGCUUACAGGGGGCAAACAGUUUCAUUUUCAAGUAUGCUGAUCCAGAUCGGGAGUGCCAUCCAUGCCAUCCAAACUGCACCCAAGGGUGCAUAGGCUCAAGUAUUGAAGACUGCAUCGGCCUGAUGGAUAGAACUCCCCUGAUUGCGGCUGGAGUAAUUGGUGGGCUCUUCAUUCUGGUCAUUGUUGGUCUGACAUUUGCUGUUUAUGUUAGAAGGAAGAGCAUCAAAAAGAAAAGAGCCUUGAGAAGAUUCUUGGAAACAGAGCUGGUGGAACCUUUAACUCCCAGUGGCACAGCACCCAAUCAAGCUCAACUUCGUAUUUUGAAAGAAACUGAGUUGAAGAGGGUAAAAGUCCUUGGCUCGGGUGCUUUUGGAACGGUUUAUAAAGGCAUUUGGGUACCUGAAGGAGAAACUGUGAAGAUUCCUGUGGCUAUUAAGAUUCUUAAUGAGACAACUGGUCCCAAGGCAAAUGUGGAGUUCAUGGAUGAAGCUCUGAUCAUGGCAAGUAUGGAUCAUCCGCACCUAGUCCGGUUGCUAGGUGUGUGUCUGAGCCCAACCAUCCAGCUGGUUACUCAACUUAUGCCCCAUGGCUGCCUGUUGGAGUAUGUCCACGAGCACAAGGAUAACAUUGGAUCACAACUGCUGCUUAACUGGUGUGUCCAGAUAGCUAAGGGAAUGAUGUACCUGGAAGAAAGACGGCUCGUUCAUCGGGAUUUGGCGGCCCGUAAUGUCUUAGUGAAAUCUCCAAACCAUGUGAAAAUCACAGAUUUUGGACUAGCCAGACUCUUGGAAGGAGAUGAAAAAGAAUACAAUGCUGAUGGAGGAAAGAUGCCAAUUAAAUGGAUGGCUCUGGAGUGUAUACAUUACAGGAAAUUCACCCAUCAGAGUGACGUUUGGAGCUAUGGAGUUACUAUAUGGGAACUGAUGACCUUUGGAGGAAAACCAUAUGAUGGAAUUCCAACGCGAGAAAUCCCUGAUUUAUUGGAGAAAGGAGAACGUUUGCCUCAGCCUCCCAUCUGCACCAUUGACGUUUACAUGGUCAUGGUCAAAUGUUGGAUGAUUGAUGCUGACAGUAGACCUAAAUUUAAGGAACUGGCUGCUGAGUUUUCAAGGAUGGCUCGAGACCCUCAAAGAUACCUAGUUAUUCAGGGUGAUGAUCGUAUGAAGCUUCCCAGUCCAAAUGACAGCAAGUUCUUUCAGAAUCUCUUGGAUGAAGAGGAUUUGGAAGAUAUGAUGGAUGCUGAGGAGUACUUGGUUCCUCAGGCUUUCAACAUCCCACCUCCCAUCUAUACUUCCAGAGCAAGAAUUGACUCGAAUAGGAGUGAAAUUGGACACAGCCCUCCUCCUGCCUACACCCCCAUGUCAGGAAAUCAGUUUGUAUACCGAGAUGGAGGUUUUGCUGCAGAACAAGGAGUGUCUGUGCCCUACAGAGCCCCAACUAGCACAAUUCCAGAAGCUCCUGUUGCACAGGGUGCUACAGCUGAGAUUUUUGAUGACUCCUGCUGUAAUGGCACCCUACGCAAGCCAGUGGCACCCCAUGUCCAAGAGGACAGUAGCACCCAGAGGUACAGCGCUGACCCCACCGUGUUUGCCCCAGAACGGAGCCCACGAGGAGAGCUGGAUGAGGAAGGUUACAUGACUCCUAUGCGAGACAAACCCAAACAAGAAUACCUGAAUCCAGUGGAGGAGAACCCUUUUGUUUCUCGGAGAAAAAAUGGAGACCUUCAAGCAUUGGAUAAUCCCGAAUAUCACAGUGCAUCCAAUGGUCCACCCAAGGCCGAGGAUGAGUAUGUGAAUGAGCCGCUGUACCUCAACACCUUUGCCAACGCCUUGGGAAAAGCUGAUUACCUGAAGAACAAUGUACUGUCUAUGCCAGAGAAGGCCAAGAAAGCGUUUGACAACCCUGACUACUGGAACCACAGCCUGCCACCUCGGAGCACCCUUCAGCACCCAGACUACCUGCAGGAGUACAGCACAAAAUAUUUUUAUAAACAGAAUGGGCGGAUCCGGCCUAUUGUGGCAGAGAAUCCGGAAUACCUCUCUGAGUUCUCCCUGAAGCCAGGCACUGUGCUGCCGCCUCCACCUUACAGACACCGAAAUACUGUAGUGUAAGCUCAGUUGUGGUUUUUAGGUGGAGAGACACACCCGCUCCAAUUUCCCCACCCCCUGUCUUUCUCUGGUGGUCUUCCUUCUACCCCAAGGCCAGUAGUUUUGACACUUCCCAGUGGAAGAUAGAGAUGCCAUGAUAGUUAUGUGCUUAUCUAACUUGAACAUUAGAGGGAAAGACUGAAAGAGAAAGAUAGGCGGAACCACAAUGUUUCUUCAUUUCUCUGCAUGGGUUGGUUGGGAGAAUGAAACAGCUAGAGAAGGACCAGAAAAUGUAAGGCAAUACCGCCUGCUAUCAAACUAGCUGUCACUUUUUUUUCUUUUUAUUUUUCCUUCUUUUUUUUUUUUUAAGCAGAUGGUUGAAACACCCAUGCUAUCUGUUCCUAUCUGCAGGAACUGAUGUGUGCAUAUUUAGCAUCCCUGGAAAUCAUAAUGAAGUUUCCAUUAGAAUAAAAGAAUAACAUUUUCUAUAACAAACAUAUGAUAGUGUCUGAAAUUGAGAAUCCAGUUUCUUUCCCCAGCAGUUUCUGUCCUGGAAAGUAAGAAUGGCCAACUCAAAUUUCAUAAUUUAAAAAUCUCUGUCAAAGUUAUAACUAGUAAUUGUUUCGAAGCCUUUUUGGUUUUUUUUCAUUUUGUUUUGCUCUGACCAAUUCCUUUAUAUUUGCUCCCCAAUUUUUGGCUUUAAUUUCUAAUCGCAAAGAUGUUUACAUCAAAGCUUCUUCACAGAAUUUAAGAAAUAUUUUAAUAUAGUGAAAUGACCACUACUUUACGUAUACAAUCUUUAAAAUAAGAAAAGGAGGCUAAUAUUUUUAUUUUAGCUCUCAUUUUUCAUGCUAUCAAAUUAUCUUCACCCUCAUCCUUUACAUUUUUCAACAUUUUUUUUCCUCCAUAAAUGACACUACUUGAUAGGCCAUUGGUUGUCUGAAGAGUAGAAGGGAAACUAAGAGACAGUUCUGUGUGAUUCAAGAAAACUACUGAUACUUUCAGGGUUGGUCCAAUGAGGGAAUCUAUUGAACUGGAAGAAACACACUGGAUUGGGUAUGUCUACCUGGCAGAUACUCAGAAAUGUAGUUUGCACUUAAGCUGUAAUUUUAUUUGUUCUUUUUCUGAACUCCAUUUUGGAUUUUGAAUCAAGCAAUAUGGAAGCAACCAGCAAAUUAACUAAUUUAAGUACAUUUUUUUUAAAAAAAGAGCUAAGAUAAAGACUGUGGAAACGCCAAACCAAGCAAAUUAGGAACCUUGCAAUGGUAUCCAGGGACUAUGAUGAGAGGCCAGCACAUUAUCUUCAUAUAUCACCUUUGCUACGCAAGGAAAUUUGUUCAAUUCGUAUACUUCAUAAGAAGGAAUGCGAGUAAGGAUUGGCUUGAAUUCCAUGGAAUUUCUAGUAUGAGACUCUAUUUAUAUGAAGUAGAAGGUAACUCUUUGCACAUAAAUUGGUAUAAUAAAAAGAAAAACACAAACAUUCAAAGCUUAUGGAUAGGUCCUUGGCUCAAAGUUGUAAAUAAAUGUGAAAAAUCUUCUCAUGCAAUUAUUUUAUUAUCCAACACACUAAUCUUUUGAUACUUUAUAUAAUUCCUUUUCUUCAUAUACUGCAUCCAGUACUAGAACCAUCAUUAUUAUGUAUCAUUUUGAAAGAAUACCUGAUGAUGAAGGAUGGGAACAAAUGACAGAGAUGAGUCUCCAGGUAAAGGGGGCCUCACAUCAAUAAUUAGGAAACUUAGAUAUAAGUCCCCCUUUUCUGAAAAUUCUACCCCAAGUCAUUUAGAUUUUUAAAAAAUACUUCUUUCUAAUGUUAAAAUAUUGGGACCAAAUUAGAGUCAAUAGUAUAAGAUUACUUAAUUAGAGUAAAAAUAUCUAUUAAGGCAGAGAAAGUUUAGAGAAAAAAAAAAUGCAAAGAAAUUUCUUUCUUCCUAUUCUGAAUAAGUAAAUCCAUCCAUCUAUCCAAAUCUCCUUUAUCUAACUGUGUCUACUAAAAGCACCGUAUUUUGUGGGGAACACUCAGAUAAAUGGAAUAUCAUCCCCAACUUCAAAAUUCUAUCAUCUAGGAGAUUUAAUUAAAAUGACAUUUUAAUUUUUCUAUGAGUUCAAAGAAUCAGAUUGCAUAGUCUCUUUUGUGAAUAGCUGUCAUAUAAUCAGUUGUACUGUAACAUAUCUCCUUUGAACUCAUUUGGGAUAUAAGUUACACAUCCUUCAAAUUGUUGAUAUUGACAAAUAGGAUAAUUUCAGUAAUAUUAUUCAAACAUAAACUGGUCUAGAAGAAUAUUGCAUCACUGGCUAAUUAAACUAUCUAGAUUCUAACUUCACCAUUAAACCAAAAGCAGAUGGUGGUCCUUGGCCAAGAAUGAUGAAGACACUGGAGUUGUUGGUUUUCUUCUAAGCUAUAAGAAGUGAGGCAAGCUGAAAAAGUACAGUAGAGCAGGGGAAGGAUUUGUGAGGUUCCUUCUAGGGAAGUUCACCCUCAAACUUUUCAGGGUUAAAGACAGAGUGAUUCAGGGGCCAUAACCUAACAACUCAGAGCUCUCCUAUCCAUUCAGAGAAGUCUCUAGGAAAAGGAAUCUCAUAUCAGUACUUAUGAAAAAUGGAAUAUAAGCCUCCCUUUCUAAAUAAAUCUGCACCGAGUCAUCACAGCCCUCUUUUUGGAUACUAUGCCUUGAUUUUUUUUUUUCUAAUUUACACUAUGCAUAUGGUUUCUACUGGGAUAUAGAAAGCAGAAUCACUCAUUUUGGAGAAGGAAAAAAUAAAUAGUUAAAACAGACUUUUAACUGUUAAGGUAACAGAAAUAUAUUUAGUGAAUGUAGUCUCUUUCCUCCUAAGAACACAAGACUUUUACAUGUCGGGUAAUACCUAGAGACAGAGGUAGGCAUAAUCCAAAAUGACCCAAAUGCUUUAUAAUAGCACCACUUUAUAAUUCUUUUGAAUGAUUUCUGUAGUAUAUAAUUGACUUCAGUUGUUUGAGUGUUUUUUGUUUUAUUUUUGUCCCCCCUGGGAAAACACAUUUCAGCAUGUAUAAGAGGGAGAAAAAAAGUUUCAUUCGUUCCAGACAAUAACUUAUUUAGCCCAGUAGGGUAGAAUUUUAAAAUGUCAGUUAAAGUCUUCAAGGUGCUUUCGGGGAUAUCAGAUUCCAGAGGCCAAUUGUAGCAACUGAAAUUUGCAGAAUCGAUAUGUAAAUUUGAAACAAAUUAGUAUUAGAAUUACACUGACUAUAUUUUUUAAAUCACCCGACUUUGUAGAUUAUACCUAUUUUGGGCAAUCCUAUUUUCAGGCAUGGAAAAACUUUGCAGUUAAAUGAUUGCCUAAAGAAAGUGGUACUUAAGCAGGUGAGGAAAGAUGGCCUCCGAUCUAGGGUAGAUCCAGAACCACAAAGUAUCUGCAUCACAAAAGUUGUUAGACUACCAAGCAACUCUUGGUUUUCUGCACAAUAUUAGUAGCACAGCUUAGGAUGAGAAUCUUUUCUCCAGUAACAUUCUUAAACUAGCAUGAAAAACAAUGCAAAACUCAAAUUUCUAUUAAAACACACAAACUAAAAUCAAGUGAUUCUUUUUUGUAGAUUAGGGAGAAGGACUGAAUAUCUAACUUAAGAGAAGAAAUAGUGUUCUUCUAAAUGCUAUAGUGUGUGAGCUAAUACCUUCUAAAAGAAAGACAUGGCAUGAAGAUUGUGCAUAUUUACAAUGCUAAGGAAAAAUCAAGAAAAGAACUGUGAGGCUCUGCUGCUAGAUGAAGUUGGAAGGACUAUUAAUGUGCUUCUUGAGGUAUCAAAAAUGAAAAGAAAAUUAAAAUUGUUUAAGCCUGACAGGGAAGGAUGUAAAUACAAGUUUUUCUAGUGCUAUCUAACCUUUAUUUCAAAACUGGAAUUAUUCAUCCAUCUGUAAUUGUUGAUAAUUUAACUAGUAUAUGUAGUUCAUAAGGUAAUAGAAAAGGUGAUCAUGAAAGCAUGUAUAUAACUGGACAGAACCACGAUAAUGCUAUAAGAUGUAGAUUUAGUUAGGUUAUCAGAUGUUAAAUGAUUUUAAUAUUAUUAAAUAAAUCAAACUAGAAAACUAACCACAAGUAUAAUAUAGCAAAGUUAAAUGCAGGAUAUUAAAAUGUAGGAUGGAUUUUGCAUAGUAAAAAAAUAAGUUUGCCAUUUAAAAUUGUCAUUUGUUGGGUUUAGCUGAAAGUAGGCAUAUAUGGUUCCACUUGUGAAAACUUGCUUUAAAGCAUUACAAUGAACAAUUUUUUCUCAUUCUCUUAUUCCUUUAUCACUUUUUAAAUGUAAAGAAAAUUUUAUUUAUUUUUUUUUUAAAUAAACACCACCUUGCAGAAUUUAA
Messenger RNA from Mandrillus leucophaeus (drill), 7964 nucleotides. RefSeq names its product erb-b2 receptor tyrosine kinase 4 (gene ERBB4). Lineage: Eukaryota; Metazoa; Chordata; Mammalia; Primates; Cercopithecidae. The record is from RefSeq and is a predicted model, not a curated record. Gene Ontology annotation, cellular component: signaling receptor complex; basal plasma membrane. Gene Ontology annotation, biological process: positive regulation of cell population proliferation; positive regulation of kinase activity; protein phosphorylation. Gene Ontology annotation, molecular function: ATP binding; transmembrane receptor protein tyrosine kinase activity; epidermal growth factor receptor binding. The transcript is spliced from 26 exons. The annotation marks the transcript as partial.